This is a messenger RNA of Cladophialophora carrionii CBS 160.54, 1842 nucleotides long. RefSeq lists its product as uncharacterized. The transcript has a single exon. The record is from RefSeq and is a predicted model, not a curated record. Bases 1 to 1842 code for a protein of 613 amino acids. Lineage: Eukaryota; Fungi; Ascomycota; Eurotiomycetes; Chaetothyriales; Herpotrichiellaceae.
AUGCCGCCGCUGUUCUUGUUCGUGAAUAAGGAUGCUGCCAGCGUGUCGUUGACCCGCAGCAACGCUGCUGAACAAACUUCCAUCAACUCGCAUGUACAGCGUGGCCGUCGACAUAGACGCUCCGCCACCAGCGCCAGCCGCGCUGGUAACAGGGGCAGGAAGACUCCCGGCCGGGAGAAAGCUACUGAUACGACUGACCCAGUGUUGCCCGCCCCGGACCCGAAACUGCAUCGAGCACAGCACAUUGUUGACCAGGCAGUAUUGGAUGUUCCGGAAGCCCCUGUUGCCGCUGACUCCAUUCAGCCAACCAAGGCAGGGAACCUUCACCAUGGCGUCGGUCAUCAUACGGAGCUCCCGGCUCGCCCAUCUCCUCGCAACGACGCUGCCGAGGUGACAGCCUCGAGAAAUCCUGCACCAAGCGUUCGUGCUAGAAGGACAACCCCUGCAGCGAAGACAGAGAAACAAUCAUCUCGAUCGCCCGUCACCGAAAAGUCAAUUGCGCUCCUGAACUCCCCUCACACGCCGACGCCUCGAGAUAUCAGUCAGGUCACAUCCUCGUCCCUGGACCCGUUCGGCCAGUCCGUUGUCAAACUCGACUCCCAUGUCGCGAAACUUUGUCGCUACUUCUGCGAAAGCUUCCACCCCAGCGUCUGGCAUGCAGAAAGCUGGGCGUCACGCGAACACUCUUACACGUAUCAGACAUCGGCAGUGGAGGUGAUACAACGGGCCAUGCAGAGUGAGGUGGAGAUGAAUGCCAUGUUGGCCUGCAUGGCUGCAAGAAUCGAGAACGUGGAUUUGGUGCCCGGCCAAGGAACGGACAGAUAUAUGGGCAAUGCCUUGGUGGCGGUGAGAAAACGGUUCAGCUCAGCCCCGAAGCAUCAAUUGCUUCUGAUUGUCUUCCAUCUCUAUGCCGCGGAUGCCUACCGCCAAAACUAUCAGGCAGCAAAGAUACACAUGCAGGCUGCAAAAGCUCUGUUCGACUCGUGGGGCGGCCUCGACUACGUACCAGAUCCCGCGCUGAAAGAAUUAUUCAUCAUCGGCGACGGGCACAUGUCCGCUGUUCUGCUGGAGCCGUGCAGUCUACCCUGUGAAAAUGACCCUGGCCCGUAUUGGAUGGUCACGCCCCCCGAGCUCCAGCUUGCACCUCAGCAAGACCUGAGCAGCAUUGCACCGAGCUUCCAACAACUCUGCCGUGAAGGUUAUUUGCCGGAAGAACUGGUUGAAGCAAUCCAAGAGACGGCGGAGUGCGCGUGGGUAUUAUUGUACGCGCCGUACGGAGCACCAGGGGCGUCGAAAUACGCGGCCAGAUGGCUCCAGUGGCGACACGCUGCUGUACGAUAUCGACUGCUCGCAAUGGAUUAUACCGGAUCAAGCCUCGACGCGAUUCGGGUUGGGUUGUUGAUGUGGAUACUGACAUCAAUGGUGAUUCUGGGCCUAAAGCGCCUAGGAGGCUUGAUUGCGCCGAAGUUGCGUAAGAUUCUCCUGUCCAUGGAUGAGCCGCGUCUUCAAUGGCAAGGACUGGUGCAAGCCAAGACUUGGGUUCUUACCAUCGGCGCCAUGUGCUCAAUGGUGGGCAGCGAGGAAGAACGGUGGUUUGUCGAUCAGUUGUUCGAGAUUGGCUUUGCUGAACAUAUCCGAUGCGUUCGGGAGACUCACCUGGAGCUGGACACGAGUGAUGUCCUGAGCAAUUUCGAGGCAAACUUCUUUUAUUACGAUGCCAUCCAGAGGCCGAGAUUGGAAAGGCUAGCACGUCUUAUCAGCGGAGGACCGAGUGAAACACCGAGUUCUGCGUCGCAGAGCAGCCCGAGCGACGCAUCAUGGAAGUCCAGAUCUCCCACUUGA